CGGGGGCUCCGUUCUAGGUCGAGUGUCCAUGUCGCUGCCGCGGUGCGCACUGCGCUGGGCCUGGCUCCCGGCCCGGGUGGUCCCCGUGCUGCGGCGGGGCCGGGAGCCGGGGCCUCGGACGCUGGGCCGGGCUACGGCCGGGGCCUGGUCUUCCUCCUCCUCUUCCUCCUCCUCCUCCUCCUCAGGCGGCUCCAAGGCUCCCAACACGUCCCUCUACGUCCCGCUGCCCGUGAAGCCGCUCGGACCCAGCGCCGCGGGCGACGUGGGAGCCGAGCUUACGCGGCCUCUCAACAAAGCCGAAGUCAGGAAAGUCUUAGACAGAUUUUACAAGAGGAAAGAAAUACAGAAGCUGGGCGCCGAUUAUGGUCUGGAUGCCCGACUCUUCCACCAAGCUUUCAUCAGUUUUAGAAAUUAUAUCUUGCAGUCUCAGUCCUUGGAUGUGGACAUUCACAUCACACUGAAUGAUAUCUGCUUCAGCGCAGCUCACGUGGAUGAUCUUUUCCCAUUCUUCAUGAGACACGCAAAGCAGAUGUUCCCGAUGCUGGCUUGUAAGGACGAUCUCCGUAAAAUCAGCGAUUUACGCCUUCCACCCAAUUGGUACCCAGAAGCCAGAUCGAUUCGGCGGAAGAUAGUGUUCCAUUCUGGCCCGACCAACAGUGGGAAAACCUACCAUGCUAUCCAGAGAUACUUGACUGCCAAGUCUGGGGUUUAUUGUGGCCCUUUAAAGCUGUUGGCCCACGAGAUCUUCGAAAAGAGUAAUAAUGCUGGUGUGUUAUGUGACUUGGUAACAGGGGAAGAACGGGUGGUCGCCGACCCAGAUGGAAAACCAGCUGCCCAUGUAGCCUGCACUGUUGAGAUGUGCAGUGUCACAUCUUCUUAUGACGUGGCUGUGAUUGAUGAAAUUCAGAUGAUUAAAGAUCCUGCUAGAGGAUGGGCCUGGACCAGAGCACUCCUGGGGCUCUGUGCAGAAGAAAUCCAUUUGUGUGGAGAAGCUGCCGCUAUUGACAUUGUGACGGAGCUGAUGUAUACCACGGGGGAGGAGGUGGAGGUUCGGAAUUAUAAUAGACUUACCCCCAUCACUGUGUUGGAUCAUGCUCUCGAAUCUUUAGAUAACCUUCGCCCUGGGGACUGCAUCGUCUGUUUUAGCAAGAAUGACAUUUACUCUGUGAGUCGUCAGAUUGAAGUUCGGGGCUUGGAGUCGGCUGUUAUAUAUGGCAGUCUCCCCCCUGGGACAAAACUUGCUCAGGCGAAAAAGUUUAAUGAUCCUGAUGAUCCGUGCAAAAUCCUGGUGGCGACUGAUGCGAUUGGCAUGGGGCUGAACUUGAGCAUAAAAAGAAUUAUUUUUAACUCUCUCAUAAAGCCCAGUAUCAAUGAGAAAGGGGAGAAGGAAAUGGAGCCCAUCAGCACCUCGCAGGCCCUGCAGAUCUCAGGCAGGGCUGGCAGAUUCAGCUCCAAGUUUAAAGAAGGGGAGGUCACUACCAUGUAUCCAGAAGACCUGAAAUUACUGAAAGAGAUUCUGAAUAAGCCUGUGGAGCCAAUAGAGGCAGCUGGCCUUCAUCCUACCGCUGACCAAAUUGAAAUGUUUGCGUACCAUCUCCCCGAUACGACUCUCGCCAAUCUUAUUGAUAUCUUUGUGGACUUCUCCCAAGUUGAUGGGCAGUAUUUUGUCUGCAACAUGGAUGAUUUCAAAUUCUCAGCAGACCUCAUCCAGCACAUCCCCCUGAGCCUGCGGGUGAGAUACGUGUUCUGCACGGCCCCCAUCAACAAGAAGCAGCCGUUUGUCUGCUCUUCCCUGUUACAGUUUGCGAGGCAGUACAGUCGGAAUGAGCCGCUGACAUUUGCCUGGUUACGCCGCUAUGCCAGGUGGCCCUUACAACCGCCAAAAAACAUCAAGGACCUCGUGGAACUGGAAGCCAUCCAUGACGUUCUGGAUCUCUACCUGUGGCUCAGCUACCGAUUUGUGGACAUGUUCCCUGAUGCCAGCCUCGUCCGAGACCUCCAGAAAGAACUCGAUGGCAUCAUUCAGAAGGGUGUGCACAACAUCACCAGGCUGAUUCGCAUGUCUGAGUCCCAGCGUAUGUUGAACUUGGACAGUUCCCCAGCAGGAAAGCAGGGCCAGCUGCUGGGGGCUGCAAAGCCCAGCUUGGGAGAAGCUGUGGACACCGCCAUGGCUGAGAGUCUGUCUUCAAAGUCCUUGGCCUCGAAGUUGGUGCGUCAAGGCCGGCUCACCCCACACAUGCUGAGGCAGCUGAGGAAAGAGUGGUUGAAGCAGCAGACGGAUGAGGAGAGGGCCAGGGCUGAGAACGGCAGGCACUCAGAGAGGAUGAGGAGGAAGAAGAACGACCCAAACGCUCACUAGAUUUUUAGUAAAAAAUUAAAAACAGCCUCUGUUUUGAAAGCCUUUUCUGGUUCGCUUUCUGUGGACGGAGGUCAUGGGGGCCCCUGCUGGCGGGCCUGGUCACCCCAACCCCUUCACCCUGCGUUGUCUUAGAUCAGGAGAUUUGUCCUGAGUAACAGAAAUUUGUGGUAUGUAUGUCACCGCCUCUGUCUCUAGACUGUUGAUGUAUGAAUCGUUUUCAUUUCACACAGAUCUUCCCAGGUUUCCUUGAAACCUUCUCUUUCAUCCUCCCUUCCAGCACAGUGAUGUUCCAUUAUGUUCAUUUGUUCACUGUUCCCCAGUUGAUGGGCACCCCUUUCUUGUCCAGUUUUUUGCUACUACCAAAAGAGCUGCUAUAAAUAUUUUUAUACCUAUGGAUCCUGUUCUUUCUCUUUGGUCUUUUUUUGGUACCACUGGGUCAGAGGGUCUGCACAGUUCAGUGACUUGUGGGCCGUAGCUUCAAACAGUUUUCCACGUUGUCUGGACCCAUAUUGGGCUUAGUGGGCCUGCUUUCCUGCAGCCCUCCCAAUAAUUGUCAUUUUCCUUCUUUGCCAGUCUGAAGGAAAGGUAAGAGGUAGAAGCUCAGAGUUGUUUUAGUUUGCAUAUUUAUGAUUUAUUGAUGAUUCAGAACAUUUUUUCAAAUGGCUGUUUAUAGCUUGGAUUUCUUCAUUUGAAAGCCUCUGAAGCCUGUAAAAGAACAUUUCUAUAGCCACUGAGCCACAGGCCUAUACCACCUGGUCAGUCCUUAAAACCACCCAUCACAUUGUUGGACCAGGAGCUCUCAUCCCGAUUCUCUGCAGUGUUUUCACACCACCCUUUGAAUACUUUAGAAUGAAACCCUGAUUAACAAUGUUGUAUCCCUGGAGUAUCCAAGAAAACUUUGGUUCAUCCCUAGUUAAAAUCAGAAUGAAAGGCUAUGGUGAAACUGGGCUGAUGCCCCCUGGAUUAACCUUUCACAUGAGGAAGUGAUGGGAAGGACUGUGGAUUGGAAUUCAGAAGAACUGCACUUAACUGCGGUUUGGUUACUUGCUCCUUGUAGCCAUGAGCUACCCCUCCCCCCACCCUGGACGUUGGUGUCUCUAGGUGAGCUCUGUAGCCCAUCCUCUCCUGACUCUCGGUCCUGCCUGUCAGCAGCCCUCUGAAUUUGGGGUGGACCCCCAUGUGCCCUAGAACUGAACUGGCUUUGGUUCGGGUGGACACCAUUCCCUUCCUAUGGACGCCAUUCACUAGGACAGAGUUGAUUGAUAAGAGUACGUCAUGAAAGGUAAUAUAACGUUUAACUGAGAUGACAAUCAUCAGUCUUCUAACCUUUGCCUUCUGAGGAACUAAGGCUGAAUGUGCCUCUUCAUCUGGAAGGGUGUGGUACUCCUUCCGGUUUGUGUUUGGCCAAACUCCUCAGCCUCUAGAGUUCCUUUGGGUUUUCCCCUUGCUUUGGAGCAUAGUAGAAAGUCAUGUUCUUCCUCUCUGGAAACUUCCUAGAAUGGGCCUAACCUGAUUGCAUUUCUUGAUUGUGAUGACAUGCAUCUUUGAAAUAAGGUUCUUCCAGCCCUCUUCCCACUCCACAUACUCAUUAUUUUAGAGGUGGGGACUCACGCUGUGGCUUGGGGAAGUCGCUGAAAUCUGAGUUUCAAGUGUAUGAGUUGGAAAAGGGGCCACGAGGAAGGGCUUGAACAUGAUUGGACAGGACGAGGAAACUUGGAGAAACAGCUCUUCUCUUGCCCUUGAAUCAAGGAGAAAGAACCAUUCCUUAAACCUUGAGUUUGCCAAGGUGGGUGAAGGUGUGCUGGGGGAAGCUGCUUCCCAGAGUUCAGGGUGUGGCUGGGGGUGAGGGUCAGCAAUAGCCACACCUUUGCUCUUUCAAAGAAAUUUGCUAAUCAUCGUAGACCUGUUUCUUGUGUGAAGUUUUCUUUCAUCUCCAUCUGAGGUAAGGGAGUUGUAUUGGUUGGAAUAUAGGCCACGCCCUUAACAGGAGCCAUCUUUGAAAGGAAGACAAUAGAAUAUAUGCUGAUAAGUGAUUAUACUAGUCACCAACCACAUCAAGUUCUCUCUGUGUGUGUAUAUAUAUAAUAUAUAUUUUAUAUAUGUUACACUGAUCACAUCAAGAGACAUAUGUGUGUGUGUCUGUGUAUAUAUACGUAUAUGUACAUGCACACACUUGACUGUGAAAGUUUAUGUAUAUUUAUUUAAAAUUAAAAUGCUUUAUCCCUUUUUGACGCUGC
Molecule: messenger RNA, 4596 nt
Organism: Trichosurus vulpecula (common brushtail)
Lineage: Eukaryota; Metazoa; Chordata; Mammalia; Diprotodontia; Phalangeridae
Gene: SUPV3L1
Product: Suv3 like RNA helicase
Exons: 15
Coding region: 29-2359 (776 amino acids)
Biological process (GO): mitochondrial RNA 3'-end processing; RNA catabolic process
Cellular component (GO): mitochondrial degradosome
Molecular function (GO): ATP binding; RNA helicase activity; hydrolase activity, acting on acid anhydrides
Source: RefSeq, a predicted model, not a curated record